This is a messenger RNA of Myodes glareolus (Bank vole), 442 nucleotides long. RefSeq names its product transition protein 1 (gene Tnp1). Gene Ontology annotation, molecular function: DNA binding. The record is from RefSeq and is a predicted model, not a curated record. Gene Ontology annotation, cellular component: male germ cell nucleus; nucleosome. Gene Ontology annotation, biological process: spermatogenesis; spermatid nucleus elongation; chromatin remodeling. NCBI's taxonomy places the organism in Eukaryota, Metazoa, Chordata, Mammalia, Rodentia, Cricetidae.
CCUGCCGGCCUUGCAAAGGCCCUCAUUUUGGCAGAAAUUACAAUGUCGACCAGCCGCAAGCUAAAGAGCCAUGGCAUGAGGAGAGGAAAAAACCGAGCUCCUCACAAGGGUGUCAAGAGAGGAGGCAGCAAGAGAAAAUACCGGAAGGGCUGCCUGAAGAGUAGAAAACGGGGCGAUGAUGCAAGUCGCAACUACCGCUCCCACUUGUGAUGCGGCACAAUGAGCUCUGCCCUGGUGGACUUCAACAACACCAGACAGCAACUGGGGACAACAGAGGGGGACUGCCAAGGAGAUCGGAAGUUAGACCAAAGCCAGAGAAGAUCCUUAUCGAUCCUUCUCUGGGUACAAGCCAGUCGCGAUGAAGUAAGGAAUGUAUGUUGGCUGUUUCUCCCCAACAUCUCAAUAACAUUUUGAAAAACAAAUAAACUUGUGAAAACUGAAA